UGAGAGAGAGAUAACACAUUUCCGGUUCUCCAGCACAGGAAAGGAGACUUGGUGUAGUUUGAUGAGAUUGUAAACGUGAGCUAAACAAACAGUACAGUCACGUAAGCUACAGAACGCGCACGUGUGUAAGUGUGUGUGUGUGCGUCUAGGUGCGAAUAAGUCUUUGUGUUGGUGUUUCCUGUGUAUCGUCUCAACACCUAUUGCACUUUGUUGCCUCUCGCUGUUGGUACACAAUGGGUGUUGUCCUGCUAACGGUGUUGACAGCCGCUACCCUCGCUGUAGGUGAUGGAGUCAUACCAAGAGACUGUGAGGAGACGAAUUUGAACAGCGAGAAACUGAUGAUCCCGCUCAAAGACUCACUCUACCUCAGUUUCUUUCCCGAGUGCAGAUGGAUCAGGUUCGUCAUCUUUGGCAACAGCUCACACACCUGUUCCUUCAACAUUACCGAUAGAUUCGUAAUAUUCAACUGUAAUAAUAACGAAGCGGGGAAUUACACCAUCAUCGAAUGCGAUAAAGAGGUGUGGUUAGAUAUUUUCAUUGUAGCUUCAAAUUCUUCCAACAACGUUACCUUGACUCUCGUGCUCAAGGAUAAUAAAGUGGCCUAUGCCGAUUACACAAUAAACAGUGGCCUCAGCCAUCCCCUCCACAUCAACGUGUCAAACAGCACCGGCACGAGGCUGGCUCUCAACUGCCCUCAUAAAUACUGCCUGUUGAGUCCAUCACAACUAGACAGGGUAGGAGACGCAGAGAAAGGGAUAAGGUCCUUCUACGUCCGAGCGGAAGACAACACGACUAUGGUCAUUAUACACCUAAAGAACAACAAAGUCAACUUCUCGGUCCACCACCUCUCUUCCUGGCAGCGCGUGGAUACAGUUUCUUUUGCUUCUGAUUUCCGAGUCUGGAUUGAUGGACAAGAGAAGGUGAUGCUGAAUGAAGGUAGUUUAGGAACGGAGCUGGGAAUUCAGAAAGUGAGGGUGGAGGGCAGAGGUGAACUGAACUUCUGUAACCCCAGCCUUGAGGAAAGUCCUGCGGAAGACAAACAUGUGAUGUGGAAUACGAUUACUACAUUCGGGGGGUGGGCGGUGGCGUGUGUGGCUGUACUCCUGAGCGUCUGCUUGGCCUGCUGCAAGAGACGGCCGUCUAAAACUAAUAGCCGCCACAUAUCCCCUGACGAUAGCGCCUCACUCACCUUAACCAAUCUACCUCGGUACCGACCUAAGACUCCCGAAAACAAAGACGAAGAUGAACCUGGAUCCUCGAGAGGGUCCUUGUCGGCACAUGUGUAUGACAUCAUUGAGCCAAGUGACUCGAAUCUGGGGUCAGCAUUCACCAGAAGGAAUUCUCUUUACAACCACCAUACAUCAUACAACACCGGUGAAGAGAAGACUAGCUAUCUGGGGUCAGCACACUCUAGCGCCAAUAGUAUUUACAACCACCUGUCCAACAACACUGGUGAAGAGAAGACUAGCCAUCUGGGGUAAGCACACGUCAAAACAUUCAAUCACAAAGUCUUACACAAAGGUAAACAAUUACUUGGUUACAGCUGACAACCAGACGUUCACAGUGUAUACAUUUAUAUAGUUGUGCAUAAAUCAAACAUCACGAUCAAUUUCAUAGACUACUUAAAAGCGGUCAUUAGCAACUAUCAAUUAAUUGAAUGUCGUUGGUAAAUGGUAUCUUUUGACCCAUGGGACAAGUUCCUUUUUUUACUAUCGUAGGUAAAAUUUAUUCAUGUUUAAUUGUCGUAGGUGAAACUUUAAUUGUAUUUCAACACCUGUGUUUCACCAUCAAUGUUUCAACAUCUAUGCUUCGACAUCUUUGCUUCGCCAUAUGUGCUGUAACAUGUGCUUCACCAUGUCUGCUUCACCAUCUGUCCUUUACCAUCUGUCUCACCAUUUGUACUUCACCAUCUAUACUUCACCAUAUGUGCUUCACCAUCUGUGCUUCACCAACUUGUACUUCACCAUCUGUUCUUCACCAUAUGUGCUUCACCAUCUGUGCUUCACCAACUUGUACUUCACCAUCUGUUCUUCACCAUAUGUGCUUCACCAUCUGUGCUUCACCAUUUGUACUUCACCAUCUGUACUUCACCAUAUGUGCUUCACCAUCUGUGAUUCACCAACUUGUAUUUCACCAUCUGUGCUUUAGCAAUUUAGGUGUUUAAAACCUACACGAGGUGGGUUCACAGGGUGGAGGGAGGGACAAGUUUUACAAGUAAGAAACAUUACACGAUAUACCUCAGUAAUUUAUCAUUAUUAGAUCAUUAUUAUUAUGUAAAACACUAGUGCGUUUACAGGGGCUCGUCAGGUUUGGUGCAGUGUGGCAGUCCUGUGUUUGUUUACACUAGACAGAAGGAAACUGGCAAUAGUAAACAUACUAUGAAAUCAAAGUAAAACGAUAUUAAAACAAAUAUCUCAGUGAUAAUGAUCUGUGGAAUGUUUAUAUGACGAGCCCCUGUAAACGCACUAGUGAAGGGGACUGUACGUGUUCACCGGUGUGUAGCUGUCUUUAGUAUCAAGUUAUGAGCUUCUGUUUUCUUAUAAAUAAAUAUAUAACUAUUUACCUA
Homarus americanus (American lobster) is the source of this 2566-nucleotide messenger RNA. RefSeq lists its product as uncharacterized. Bases 234 to 1481 code for a protein of 415 amino acids. The record is from RefSeq and is a predicted model, not a curated record. Lineage: Eukaryota; Metazoa; Arthropoda; Malacostraca; Decapoda; Nephropidae. The transcript has 5 exons.